AUGUCGAACUACAAGGUCGCUGAUAUUUCUCUUGCCGCAUUCGGCCGCAAGGAGCUUCAUAUUGCUGAGGGCGAAAUGCCCGGUCUUGUGGAGCUGCGUGAAAAGUACAAGAAAGAACAGCCGCUGAAGGGUGCGCGCAUUGCGGGCUGCUUGCACAUGACGAUCCAGACCGCUGUGCUGAUCGAGACGCUCAUCAUCCUCGGUGCUGAGGUGAGCUGGUCUUCGUGCAACAUUUACUCCACCCAGGACCACGCUGCUGCGGCGAUUGCUGCGGCGGGUGUGCCCGUAUUCGCCUGGAAAGGUGAGACCGAGGAGGAGUACAACUGGUGCAUCGAGCAAACUCUCCACGCCUUCCCCAACGGCGAGCCGCUGAACAUGAUUCUCGACGAUGGUGGUGACCUCACAUGGCUGGUCCACAACAAGUACCCCCAGCUGCUGCCCGGCAUCAACGGUGUGUCGGAAGAGACCACCACGGGUGUGCACCACCUCUACAAUGCCGCCAAGAAGGGCGACCUUAAGCUUGCGGCGAUCAAUGUGAACGACUCUGUGACGAAGUCCAAGUUUGACAACUACUACGGCUGCCGCGAGUCGCUUGUCGACGGUAUCAAGCGUGCCACGGACGUAAUGCUUGGCGGCAAGGUCGCCGUCGUCGCUGGCUUUGGCGAUGUUGGCAAGGGCUGUGCGGAGUCCCUCCGUGGCUACGGCUGCCGCGUCAUUGUCACUGAGAUUGACCCGAUCAAUGCGCUUCAGGCUGCCAUGGCUGGUUACCAAGUCGACCUGAUGGACAAUGCAGCGAGCCAGGCGCAGAUCUUUGUCACCACCACCGGCAACCGCGACAUUAUUACCACGAAGCACUUUGAGAUGAUGGUUGACGAUGCGAUUGUGUGCAACAUUGGCCACUUUGACAUUGAGAUCGACGUUGCCGGCCUCAAGAAGACUGCCAAGGAGGUGGUCAACAUCAAGCCCCAGGUGGACCGCUACACCCUUUCGAACGGCCGCCACAUUAUUCUGCUCGCUGACGGCCGCCUUGUGAACCUUGGAUGUGCCACGGGCCACCCCUCGUUUAUCAUGAGCGCCUCGUUUUGCAACCAGACCCUCGCCCAGAUUGCCCUCUGGCAGGACAAGGACGACAAGUACAAACGCGGUCAUGUGUACAUGCUUCCCAAGGACCUGGAUGAGGAGGUUGCGUAUGCGCAUCUUGUGAAGCUCGGUGUGAAGCUGACCAAGCUCACCGAUGUGCAGUCCAAGUACCUCGAAAUUCCCGUCAACGGCCCGUACAAGGCCGACCACUACCGCUACUAA
This is a messenger RNA of Malassezia vespertilionis, 1302 nucleotides long. RefSeq names its product adenosylhomocysteinase (gene SAH1). Gene Ontology annotation, biological process: L-methionine cycle. Lineage: Eukaryota; Fungi; Basidiomycota; Malasseziomycetes; Malasseziales; Malasseziaceae. The transcript has a single exon. Gene Ontology annotation, cellular component: cytosol. Gene Ontology annotation, molecular function: adenosylhomocysteinase activity. The record is from RefSeq and is a predicted model, not a curated record. The coding region runs from base 1 to 1302 and encodes 433 amino acids.